UCAGUCACUGUGGAGAUCAGGACAGGGUUUGGUCAGUAAGAGACAGCAGCAAACUAACUAACUAACUACCUGCACACCUCCUGCCCCUGAGCCGUGUGUCUCAGGUAGACAUCCCCAACAACAAGGCGAGGGCUUACUGGCUUUGGAGUUUUGCAAUUACUGUGUUAAGGUUGGUUUGGGAGAGGAAUCAGCUCAGUGCCUGUUCCCGGGUCUGUGUGGCUGCCUGAACAUGUCGCUCUCUCCCACCCUCCUCCUGCUGCUGCUCUCCCUCCUGUCCCAGGAGUUGACAGCCCGAGGCAUGAGCCGUAGCCGCCGGGAGCUGAGCCCUGGUUUACACCGUGCGGGGAUCAGAGACCCUGGGGGCGCUUACUGCAGCCGCCUGUGGACCUGCUGUCCGGGCAGGUCUGACACCUGUACUGUCCCCUACAUCGAUACCAUCUGCUACUGUGAUCUCUUCUGCAACAGGACGGUGUCUGACUGCUGCCCCGACUUCUGGGCUGUCUGCCUGGGCAUACAGCCGCCCUUCAUCAGGAAGGAUUGUGAAAGGCAUGGACAGAGAUACCCAGCAGGAGCCACUUACAAAGACAACUGCAAUCUCUGCACCUGCAGUGAUGGUCAGUGGAGCUGUGACCAGUACGCUUGCCUGAUUAACCACGAAAUGAUCGAUGGCAUUAACCGAGGACAUUACGGAUGGACAGCAUCCAAUUACAGCCAGUUCUGGGGGAUGACACUGGAGGAAGGAAUCCGCUACCGGUUGGGAACCAUGCGUCCCUCAGCCACCGUGAUGAAUAUGAACCAACUCAAUGUGCACAUGGAAAGAAAUGAACUGCUGCCCAGAUAUUUCAAUGCAGCAGAUAAAUGGCCGGGGAUGAUUCACGAGCCAAUGGACCAGGGGAACUGUGCGGCUUCAUGGGCAUUCUCCACAGCAGCCGUGGCCUCAGACCGUAUCUCCAUCCAUUCCAUGGGCCACAUGUCUCCAGUGCUCUCACCCCAGAAUCUGAUAUCCUGUGACACCCGUAACCAGCAGGGCUGUGAUGGUGGCCGAAUAGACGGAGCCUGGUGGUACCUGAGGCGGCGUGGGGUGGUGACAAACAAUUGCUAUCCAUUCUCCAGCACCGACAACCAGCCCCUCAGCCCCCAGUGUAUGAUGUCCACACGGAGUGCAGGUCGUGGUAAGAGACAGGCCACCAUGCCCUGCCCCAACCCUUACUCCCAUUCCAAUGAGGUUUACCAAUCCACCCCGGCAUACCGACUCUCCACCAAUGAGAAGGAGAUAAUGAAGGAAUUGAUGGAGAACGGGCCAGUACAAGCUCUUAUGGAGGUUCACGAGGACUUCUUUGUGUAUAGAAGUGGGAUUUACAGACAUGUUCCGGUAAUGGCAGGAGCCCCGGAGAAUCAUCGCAGACACGGGACACACUCCGUUAGGAUCACCGGGUGGGGAGAGCAGCUAACAGCCAAUGGAGAGAUGUCCAAAUACUGGAUUGCCGCUAACUCCUGGGGAAGGAACUGGGGAGAGGGCGGCUACUUCAAGAUUGCUCGAGGAGAGAAUGAAUGCGACAUUGAAAUGUUCAUUGUGGGCACUUGGGGACGGGUGUCCAUGGAGGACAUGUACCAUAAGUGAGCCCUGACCAUCCCGGCCUAGCCUGGCCCAGCCCAGCCCGGCCAACUCUAGCUAAAGGACAAUCCCAGGCCCCAGCUCCAGGACGCUUGGAACCUCCAUCACAACACAUUGCCUCUCCUCAGCUUGCACAGGUCAUAGUUCCACAACAGUGUUACCCAGCUUCAGGACAGCUCACGGCCAAUGUUCUAACGUGCUCAACACGACCCAGCACACUCCUGUGAAGGACUUCAAUCCCACACACUCCAUACACCCACCAACCCACCUACUGUCACAACAAUGAACCACGAGGUUCUGGGCAGUGUGGGGGAGAGGGGAGGGGCGGGGAGGCUGAGAACAUGUGACGGAGCCAUAGAGACACAUGGCAGAUUAGUGAGCAGCAAGACCCCCCCCCCCCCCCAAAGCAAAGACAUUUAAUCAGUCAAUAAUCCCCCACCCCACCACGGAAGUGAGAUUGGUUCUUAAAGCACCAUGGGGACAGAUAGAAGAACAGGGCCCUAUAUUCUAUCCCUGUCCUGACCGCUCUCACAGACGAGUCAAAGAUCUACAACUCAACCUUCUCUUAUCCUGUGACACCAUUCGGGCUUCAAAUUUAAGAUCUUGCAGAAUUGUGGAAAAUUCCUAAGUUCAGUUUUGCCCAUACUGUGAAUUUCUUUUAAGAACUGUGGAAAACUGACUUCCAAAUCGAUACUGAAUUUAAAAGUGCACAUAUGAUCUUAAAUUUAAGCCCAAAUUAACAAUACCAAAGAAAUCACAUCACAUAUUACUGUAAUACCAAAUUAAGGUGGGAAUUCUCAUUUCUGACGCCUUUCCUUUUUUAGGAGAUUUUUUGAAGCCACAUUUUUGCACUGUAUCCGUUUUGUUACACAUUUCCUAUAAUGUUUCACGUCUAGGUUGUUCAGUUGUAGAUCACAGCUCAUUCCUCUAACAUUGCUCUGUUCUGCACUACCUAAGGCAACCAGAACUGUAUACACACACUUUAGGGCAACAAUAACAACAACAACUUGCAUUUAUAUAGCACCCUUCACAAAGGGUUGUGUAUCGGGGCAUUAUGUAGCUAGAGUAUGACUCUAGGGAUCUGAACUAAAAUGAUUUCUCUAUGUAGUCCAAUAUCCUUUUUCCCUUGCUUAUUGAUGUGCCAACUAUCAUCAGCAUUAAUUAUCCCAAGGACAGAUUUUGGGAUCAUUUUGUGUUUUACACUAAAUUAUAAUAUAGACUUGGAGCAAAACACCCCUCGACCAUGCGGCUUCUGUUCAGCUUGUUCGCCUCCAUGUUGCGUUUCCUUCUGUUUGUUUCAGUUUUAAAUUCUAGCCCAAAUGGAUUUCAACUUAAAUUUUUCUUUAGCUCAGUAGUUAUUCUGAAGUGCGUUACCCAGCCAAGAACUGUGACAACUAGACCCCACCCCUCCACCACCCAGCCCUGAAAUACAGGGUGACCAAAAAGUCAUAAUAUCUAUCCUAUUAUCUAACAAAAAUAUAUAUCAUUAUUUCUUUAAGACUUAUUAGAUAUUGUAAUGGUAUCAUGACUUUUGGUCACCCUGUAUGAUGUUUCUGAUUGGCCACCGUAGGCUGAUAGGGAAAUCCCAUCAAACGGUUGGUUAUGAAUCCACUCAUUUCACCUCAAUACAAUGUGAACAGAACAGUGUGUAAAUAAUGAAAGGGGGUGAGAAGUUCAGAAGAUGACAUUUUACUGAUCACCUUGUUGUUCAUUCUUGUUCUUUUUCUGUAUUGUCAGUGCGUGUUCCACUGUCUCCUUGCAGCUAUGUCUUUUUUCAGCAGGAAGGACAUCAAUGUCUCUUAUAAACCUUAAUAAAUGUUUUUAAAGUAAA
This is a messenger RNA of Callorhinchus milii (elephant shark), 3446 nucleotides long. RefSeq names its product tubulointerstitial nephritis antigen-like 1 (gene tinagl1). The transcript has 12 exons. Gene Ontology annotation, biological process: proteolysis. Gene Ontology annotation, molecular function: cysteine-type peptidase activity; peptidase inhibitor activity. Bases 230 to 1621 code for a protein of 463 amino acids. Gene Ontology annotation, cellular component: lysosome. The record is from RefSeq and is a predicted model, not a curated record. NCBI's taxonomy places the organism in Eukaryota, Metazoa, Chordata, Chondrichthyes, Chimaeriformes, Callorhinchidae.